Nicotiana tabacum (common tobacco) is the source of this 2143-nucleotide messenger RNA. RefSeq names its product protein NRT1/ PTR FAMILY 3.1. Gene Ontology annotation, molecular function: transmembrane transporter activity. Gene Ontology annotation, biological process: transmembrane transport. NCBI's taxonomy places the organism in Eukaryota, Viridiplantae, Streptophyta, Magnoliopsida, Solanales, Solanaceae. Gene Ontology annotation, cellular component: membrane. The record is from RefSeq and is a predicted model, not a curated record.
UCUUGUUUGGCUCAUUCAUCUUAGCAUUGCGCUUUGCUUCUUCUUUCUCAAACUAAACUUCAAAUCACUAGUGGCUUCUAGCAAGAAGCCCUUUCUUGCUUACAUAUCUUUUAGCCAGAAAGGGAAAAAUGGAUUACAAGAGCAUGGAAGUAGAGAAGAAUGUAGUUGAAAAUUACAAAGAGGAAGAGAUGGAGAAGGAGGAGACAAUAAUCAGCAAAAAGAAGCAACUUGGAGGAAUCAAAACUAUGCCAUUUAUACUGGCAAAUGAAGUAUGUGACCGAUUUGCCGGCGUUGGUUUUCAUGCCAACAUGAUAACAUACCUAACACAGGUGCUAAACUUGCCUUUGGUAAAGGCAUCCAACACCCUCACCAACUUUGGUGGCACUUCCAGUUUCACUCCACUUAUUGGUGCUCUUAUUGCUGAUUCUUAUGCCGGCCGAUUUUGGACAAUUAUCAUUGGUUCCAUUAUUUAUGAGCUGGGGAUGAUAAGUAUUACCAUAUCAGCAAUCAUGCCGCAGCUCCGUCCUCCACCAUGUCCAACACAGCAGAACUGCGUAGAAGCUUCCCAUCUGCAGCUUUGGGUCCUUUAUGUUUGUCUUCUCCUGACAUCUAUUGGUGCUGGAGGACUUAGGCCUUGCGUUGUCACCUUUGCUGCUGACCAAUUUGACUUGAAAAAAUCUAAACAUGAUCAGUCUCAAAGUUGGAAUUUCUACAACUGGUAUUAUUUCUGCAUGGGAGUGGCUACACUUGCUGCUCUAACCAUAGUAGUCUAUAUCCAAGACAAUGUGAGUUGGGGUUUGGGUUUAGGACUUCCUACCAUUGCCAUGGCAUUAUCAAUUGUUGCUUUUGUCCUAGGGUCAUCUCUUUACAGAAAAGUAAAACCAGGAGGAAGUCCUUUGAUUAGAUUGGCACAAGUUAUUGUUGCCUCAGUGAAGAAAAGGAACGUCGUUGUUACUGAUCCUGCUUUAUUAUAUCAGAACAGAGAGUUGGAUGCUAUUAUCUCAUCCGAUGGCAGGCUUCUGCACACUAACCAGUUCAGGUGGCUUGAUCGAGCAGCAGUGGUCGUUGAUGGUGAUGACAUAAAUGGGUCGUCGAACAAGCCAAACCUGUGGAGGGUAGCUACUGUGCAUAGGGUUGAAGAGCUCAAGUGCAUCUUUAGAAUGUUGCCAGUUUGGGCUGCGGGAAUACUGCUAAUCACUUCACAUUCACAUUUGGGAAGCUUUACAAUCCUACAAGCUCGCAGCAUGGAUCGUCAUAUAUCCCACAACUUUCAAAUACCUCCUGCCAGCCUAUCAAUAUUUACUGUCUUAACUGUACUCAUGGGUCUUCCUCUAUAUGAGCGUAUCUUUUUACCAUUUGCUCGUCGCUUCACAGGAAAUCCAGCAGGAAUUACUUGCUUACAAAGAAUGGGCAUAGGCUUUGCAAUUAACAUCAUUGCCACUAUCGUUUCAGCAUUGGUUGAGAUCAAACGUAAAGCUGUGGCUGCACAACAUGGCUUAAUUGACCAACCUACUACUGUUAUACCUAUUAGUGUAUUUUGGUUGGUUCCACAGUAUUGCCUCCAUGGAGCUGCAGAAGUAUUCAUGGCAGUUGGGCACCUUGAAUUCCUCAUUGAUCAAUCUCCAGAGAGCAUGAGAAGUACUGCAGCUGCACUCAACUCGUUAACAACAUCUUUUGGAAAUUAUUUAGGCACUCUCAUGGUAUCUGUAGUUCACAAUUAUACCGGUAACGAGCACAACUGGCUACCUGACCGGAAUCUCAACAAGGGAAAAUUGGAUUAUUAUUACUGGCUUGUGACUGGAGUACAGGUUUUAAAUCUCAUAUAUUACAUGAUAUGUGUCUGGUUUUAUAAGUAUAAACCUUUGGAGGAGCUGACUGAAAGUAUCAAGGAAACUGACGUGGAGUUAGCUAACAACAAAAAUUCUUCAAGCACAGCAAAUUAACUGGUUCUAAAGGUGAUAGAGGAGUAGAACAAUAACAACAAGGGGAAAUGUUAGACCGUGAACAAGAAAUCAAGAAAAUAGAAUAGUGAUUUCAUCACUUUACUUCCGCCUACUUGUUCACAGCUGUUGUAAAUUGACGUAUAUGCUUAUAAUAAGUAAUAUUCCCUCCGUUACAAUUUAAAUGAUAACUUUCUUUAUUA